This is a messenger RNA of Penicillium concentricum, 1239 nucleotides long. RefSeq lists its product as uncharacterized. The transcript is spliced from 3 exons. Lineage: Eukaryota; Fungi; Ascomycota; Eurotiomycetes; Eurotiales; Aspergillaceae. The record is from RefSeq and is a predicted model, not a curated record. The coding region runs from base 1 to 1239 and encodes 412 amino acids.
AUGUUUGGGCUAAACGACGGCAGUUCAAGGUCCUCCAGGAUCCUGACUUUUGUCGUGGCUGUGAUCUUGCUGAAUAGCCCAACUCCAGUGGUUUUCGCAUUGAAAACCACACCGGGUUCACCCUGCACAGAUGUGUGCGGUAAAACGGCCAACACUACAUCUUCCGAGAUUGCGUGUUUGGAUCAAUCGUAUAAUAAAACCUCAGUGGGGAAAAGUUUCGAAAAAUGCAUCUCCUGCCAGUUGGAUAGCCAGUUCCACGAUAUGAACACUGGGGAAUCGGACGUGAACUGGGGGCUCUAUAACCUGCGCUACGCUUUUUCAACCUGUGUGUUUGGAUUUCCAGAGUCGAUCUCAAAUGUCUCUUCGCCAUGCCCAGUCGCAUGCGAUACCGUGCGUGUAGCAGUCGGGACCCAUCUUGAAGACCCAGGCACGUCGAAUCUGAACUCGUGGUGUGAAACCAAAUCCUUUGCCGAUAACGUCGUUGACACCUGCGAGUUCUGCUAUAAUUUGACCAGCACCCAAGUUUACAUGGCAAACUUCCUCGAAUCCAUCCGCUACAACUGCCAUUUCAAGACAGCAACGGGCAAGCCCUUCAACAUAGCCCCAACAAGAAUCUUCAGCCAAUCCCUACUCCCCUCAAGUUUGUCGCUCACAACACCCGGCGCAAAGCAUUCAAACUUGAAUAUGGGAGUGGUGAUCGCUGUACCAAUCGUAGGAUUCCUCAUCCUUGUCACGGCGCUCACAGUAUGUUGCUUCUUCUUCGUCCGCCAUCGACGCAGAAAGGUUGGCCGGAGCCGCCAGUCCCCUCAAAUGUACAAUCGCUGGCACGAGGCAUCUGGUGCCUCGCCGACCAGCGCGCAGGUGCAGCAGCAAGCCUGGGCCGAGCAACGGAUGUAUAACGCUGGCGUAUACGGGCACGGGUCAGGCUUUGGCUUUGUUGAUAAUGAUGGCCGUGGACAGGAGCUUGCGUAUGGUCAUGCCCAGGACCAACAUUAUCAAAGCCAACAGUACCAGCAGCACUACCAGAGUCAGGAUAAGUCAGGUGUCUCCCAGGAUAUCAUUGAGCAACCUGGUCAACAGCAGUACGAGCAACAGCAACAGCAACAACAGCAACAGCAAUACCAGCAACAGCUUGCUCAGCAACAGUAUCAGCAGCAGCAGCAGCAGCAACAUGCUCAGACUCAGGAUCACCCUCAGGUCUUCGACCCGGAUCAAAAGCAAAAAGACCCUCAGUGGUAG